Messenger RNA from Hydatigera taeniaeformis, 423 nucleotides. NCBI's taxonomy places the organism in Eukaryota, Metazoa, Platyhelminthes, Cestoda, Cyclophyllidea, Taeniidae. The record is from the annotation of a GenBank genome assembly.
CAACCGGCACAAUCAGACCAAAUGAAGGAGACGCCACCUCAACUAACAGCCAAUCUGAACCAGGAUGCCGAUCCACCUGCUCCAUCGGCACCAAUGCAAUGCAACCUCCCAGACAUGGAGACCUUCGCGCCUCCAUCCUGUCAAACAUUCUCUCCUCCACAGCGCAUCUGCGCUACACCUGAGACACCCCGACGUGGGCCCACAACCGACACCAGAGACGAAGUUGCAGCUGCAGUUGAGCAUCCAGUCAUUGCCGAGAGUACCGCCCAUAUUCUUUUAUGGCAUCGGCAGGGAUGCUCGACUCCAUCCGCAAAUCCCUUCAUAGCACCAUCUUAUGCCAUCACAAUUGCCACAUUUCUCACUCUGAAAGUGACAGUUGUAAAGGAGUACACAGCAAUCAGUGUUUUGUCAAAAGGGAAAUGA